Molecule: messenger RNA, 1485 nt
Organism: Beauveria bassiana ARSEF 2860
Lineage: Eukaryota; Fungi; Ascomycota; Sordariomycetes; Hypocreales; Cordycipitaceae
Product: DUF1776 family protein
Exons: 3
Coding region: 1-1485 (494 amino acids)
Source: RefSeq, a predicted model, not a curated record
AUGCCGGUGGACGAGCAGCAAUUUAUAGACCUGCUGGGAAAGAUUCCUGUGCAGUUCCGGCAAUAUACCAACAAUGCGGCCGAGAUUAUAGACAAAGGCGUCGACCGCGCCGCCGACGCCGUUCGUGAUGCCUUGAGCUCCCAGACGUGGAUUCCUGACUCGGUGAGGCCCGCGCCACCAGUAAAGGUGCCCGCCGCCGUGGUGUCCGUGUCAACAUGGGAGCAGGCUCAAGAUUGGGUCUCAAAACACAAGAUCCUCACGGGUGUCAUUGUCGUUAUCUGCGGUACUGUCGUCUUCAAGGGCUUCCAGAAAUCCAGGUCCAUGCGCAAAACGCGCCGCGCCAAGCGUGCUAGGAAUGGCGGGCGGACCGAAGUCGUUGUCAUUGCCGGUUCGCCCACGCUGCCCCUGACCAAGUCCCUUUCACUGGACAUGGAGAGACGGGGUUUCAUCGUAUACGUCGUCUGCGAUGCGCCCGAGGAUGAGAGAAUGGUGCAGUCCUACGCGCGUCAAGACAUCAGCCCCUUGAAGAUUGAUACAACGAAUCCUCCUAGUGCCGGAUCUGCCAUCGAGAAAUUUGCGGCGUACCUCCGGUCGCCGCAUGCCCCAGGUCCUCAAAUUAAGCCAAACCAGCUAACUCUGCGAUCCGUCAUUCUCAUCCCGAGCCUCCAUUACCAGACCUCGCCGAUUGCGACGAUACCGCCCUCGAGCUUCGCUGACCUAUUCAACACCCAUCUCCUUCACCCAAUCCUCACCAUUCAGGCUUUUCUCCCGCUACUUACUUCCCGACUUCAGCCCAUUGGCGAAAAAUGGGUGCCGCCCAAGGUCAUGGUCUUGACGCCCUCCAUCAUCUCGUCCAUCAACCCUCCGUUUCACGCCCCCGAAGCCACCGUCUGUUCUGCGCUUUCAGCCUUUACGGAGGUUCUGACGGCCGAGCUGCGACCUCUUGACAUUCCCGUGACGCACAUGCAGUUGGGAACCUUUGACUUUGCCGGCUUUGUCCCUGCCCGAAAUCUGGCCAUUGGCCAGGGCCAACACACGACCGGCCAGCCCCAGGAGACGCUCGUCUGGCCUGACGGUGCCAGACAUGUCUACGCGCGCAACUUUGUUGCACAGACGAGCUCAGCCAUUUCCGGCGCGCGCAUUCGUGGUUUCAAGGGAAGCUCGCUGCGCCGCUUGCACAACUCUGUGUUUGACGUCAUUGAUGGCUCCAUUACGAGCGACACGGUGCGUAUAGGUCUUGGAUCCAGCGUUUACGGCUUUGUCGGCCGUUGGGCUCCACGCGGGCUUGUUUCGUGGCUGAUGGGCAUUCGCCGCGUCGAUGAACUAUCUACGUGGAAGGCUAGCGAGGAAGGGUCCUCUCGUACGCCCAGCGAAGACGGUGACACGGGCAGCAAUGAAUUCAUUGCGGUACCGUCAGAGAUUAACGCCUGGACGUCGGAAAGAGACAGCAAUCUCUGGACGCCCACCAAAGAAGCUGGUGCGUGA